AUUCUUCUUCUCAUUCCAAGUUAUUCAAUCCUACUUUUUUUUUUUAAUAGAAUCAAACACUUAAUUUUUCAAGAAAAAUGAGAGAAAUCCUUCAUAUUCAAGCCGGGCAAUGCGGAAACCAGAUCGGUGCAAAAUUUUGGGAGGUGGUUUGUGAUGAACAUGGAAUCGACGCGAGUGGGAAGUACUACGGAAACAGUCAUGUGCAAUUAGAGAGAGUGAAUGUGUACUACAACGAGGCCAGUGGUGGUCGAUAUGUCCCAAGAGCUGUAUUGGUCGAUCUAGAGCCAGGUACCAUGGACAGUCUGCGCGCCGGACCUUACGGGAAAAUUUUCCGCCCCGAUAACUUUAUCUUCGGUCAAAACGGUGCUGGAAACAAUUGGGCCAAGGGACAUUACACCGAAGGUGCCGAGUUAGUUGAUGCAGUUCUUGAUGUUGUUCGUAAGGAAGCUGAGAACUGCGACUGCUUACAAGGAUUUCAAGUAUGUCACUCGCUUGGAGGUGGUACCGGAUCCGGUAUGGGUACUUUAUUGAUAUCAAAGAUCCGAGAGGAAUAUCCAGAUAGGAUGAUGUUGACAUUUUCAGUGUUUCCAUCACCGAAGGUGUCAGACACGGUGGUUGAGCCCUACAACGCCACCUUGUCUGUCCAUCAGUUGGUCGAAAACGCUGAUGAAUGUAUGGUGCUCGAUAACGAAGCCUUGUAUGAUAUAUGUUUCCGAACCCUAAAGCUCACAAACCCAAGUUUUGGGGACUUGAACCACUUGAUAUCAACUACCAUGAGUGGGGUCACUUGUUGCCUCCGUUUCCCUGGUCAACUCAACUCCGAUCUCCGGAAGCUCGCCGUGAAUCUGAUUCCAUUCCCACGUCUCCACUUCUUCAUGGUCGGAUUUGCACCGUUGACCUCCCGUGGAUCACAGCAAUACCGUGCCCUAACCAUUCCGGAGCUCACCCAACAGAUGUGGGAUUCCAAGAACAUGAUGUGCGCCGCCGACCCACGUCACGGCCGCUACCUCACCGCCUCUGCCAUGUUCAGGGGCAAAAUGUCCACCAAAGAAGUCGACGAGCAAAUGAUCAAUGUACAGAACAAAAACUCAUCUUAUUUCGUUGAAUGGAUCCCUAAUAAUGUGAAAUCGAGCGUCUGUGACAUCCCUCCGACGGGGUUGGCGAUGUCGUCGACUUUUAUGGGGAAUUCGACAUCUAUUCAGGAGAUGUUCCGGCGAGUUUCCGAACAGUUCACUGUGAUGUUUAGGAGGAAGGCUUUCUUGCAUUGGUACACCAGUGAGGGGAUGGAUGAGAUGGAAUUCACGGAGGCAGAGAGCAACAUGAAUGAUUUGGUGUCGGAGUAUCAGCAGUAUCAGGAUGCGGUGGCCGACGACGAUGUUGAGGAUGAUGGGUACGGGGAAGAAGAAGAAGAAAAUUAAGUAUGAAUAUUAUUUUAUUUUAUUUUGGGGUAUGCUGAGUAUUCGAAAUGAUUUUUAUAUCGUGUGGUAUUUUGGGUCUAUAUGAGUGUAUUGUGAAUAAGAUAUUGAUUUAUUGUC
Lactuca sativa (garden lettuce) is the source of this 1535-nucleotide messenger RNA. Its product is annotated as tubulin beta-3 chain. Gene Ontology annotation, biological process: microtubule-based process. Gene Ontology annotation, cellular component: microtubule. The record is from RefSeq and is a predicted model, not a curated record. Lineage: Eukaryota; Viridiplantae; Streptophyta; Magnoliopsida; Asterales; Asteraceae. Gene Ontology annotation, molecular function: GTPase activity; GTP binding; structural constituent of cytoskeleton.